Messenger RNA from Schistocerca piceifrons (Central American locust), 1504 nucleotides. RefSeq lists its product as uncharacterized. The record is from RefSeq and is a predicted model, not a curated record. The transcript has 6 exons. Bases 225 to 857 code for a protein of 210 amino acids. NCBI's taxonomy places the organism in Eukaryota, Metazoa, Arthropoda, Insecta, Orthoptera, Acrididae.
UAGUUGCGAUUAGCAUUACGUCAUGCUUGUGCCAUUAAUGCCUUUGGGGUGGCAUGGAGGGGACAUCGACGUAUACGCCAAGGUUACUACUACAUAGAUACACGCCCCCACUGAUGUGAAACAUCCUCGAACGACCAAAGUUGUUUGCUGCCCUACACUGGACAUCGACCAUAUGAAAUUACGAUCGGCGAGGUAAAACCUCGUUUUUAAUCAACGCUAUUGCGAUGGAUGACGAACAAAACUGGUUUGACAAAUUUACUGUUAUUGUGGAACAGAAUAUUAGAGGUGUACAGAUCGGCAUAUAUUCUGUGGGCGUGAUCGGACUUGUUGUGGCCUUGAAAAGUGUGCGACCGUUCUCACGCUUUGUAAGGCCUCAAGACAUUCCAAAAACCUUUGUGGAACGCCAUGUGCCGUUAAAGGGGCGAGUCUUAGGGGUAGAACUAGGUGGUCCAACUACACCACCAUUGCUAAUGGUGGAUCAUCAACCAAUCGUAUCCCUUACACGGCAGUCGUCUUCUUGUCUACCUGUACAUAUUGCUGGUGUUGACAUUUCUGGCAAUGGAAUUUCUUGGAUGCAGUCUGUACUGGUUGGAGAUCAAGUGAAGUUCACACCACUGAAAAUUAAUCCGAGCAAUGUUAGCUGCAUAGUGAAAGCGUCGAAAGGUGAUGUGGCUGUAGACCUUGUCUCAGUGGGAUUUGCAACAGUGUCAGCACUGGACUUCACAUUGGAAAAAGAUCCACUUUACAUCACGUACUACAAAAGACUGUUGAAGACUGAGAAACAGGCAGAGCGUAAGGGGCAUGGUAUGUGGGCCACUAACAGCACAUGGUUCCAACGGAUAUGGAGAAAGCAUUGAAGAUGACAUAUUGAAGUAAAUGAAACAAAAGCAGGUUUAAAUCAAAGGAAAGAGGUAACAGUUUCAAAAUAGCUAUGUACUGGUAUUAACAUGUGUCAUAAGUGGUUGUACGUAGUUUCAAAUAUUAUUUUUCACUGUUAUUUAUACUAUUGUGGAUACAUUAUCUAAAAUCUUUAUUGGACAAUAAAAUUUUGUACAAUUUUCUGUACUGAUACUGAUUUGACUGAUGACAGUGUAGUGUAUAUUUACGAUUUUUUUAAAUUUGAAAAUGAAGUAACCAUUGUGGCAGUAUUUCAUAUCAUGCUACAAACAUCAGCAGUUUAUGCUGUUGUCUGAUAUACUAUACACUUGUUAUACUUGAUGUAACCCUAUUAAAAACUGUUCUUAUUCCAGAGGCUUGUUUAUUUCCUAUGUUAUCAUGUCAUAAGGAGUGACUGUCACUCACUAAAUUGAAAAUAAUGAAAAAAGUCAAAUUAAUCAUGUAACCAGUUAACAAGAAUUUUGAUCAUGGUGCUUCUUUUAUAAAAAACACAUUUGUGCCUUAGUAAAAGAUUGUGAAGGUUGUGAAUAUGUAGUUUAUGUCAAUUUGCCAGUGGUUAUUUUGAUAAUUUGGAUGUAUAUUCUGUAAAUAAAGUGUUUUCUCUUAA